Molecule: messenger RNA, 1297 nt
Organism: Gadus morhua (Atlantic cod)
Lineage: Eukaryota; Metazoa; Chordata; Actinopteri; Gadiformes; Gadidae
Exons: 1
Coding region: 460-1209 (249 amino acids)
Source: RefSeq, a predicted model, not a curated record
UGUAUUUUUAGAUAAGCCAGCCACUUCAUUUGCUGGAAGGACGGACAGUUGUGUGUCGUAUAUGAUCUCACUUCAUCGUUUUUGAUACAUGUUGUCUAUUCCUAACACUGGGGAUAUCUGCCGAGGGCCGAAAAACAGCUUGUUCUUUUUUUUCCCUCCUUCCAACCCCUGGAUGCGGUCGCGAGAGGAUGCAACUACCUUGACCGUGGGACGCGCGACAUCCCGAAUGGAUGCUUGAUGAAGGCUACGAUGAUUCGCAAUGCUGCACAGGCACCGUUGAUUAGGCUCAGCACACUUUCACAGCAAAUCCAGUUAACCCCUCCAAAAAAGCAACGGUUAUUUCGCCGCUGAAGGUGUUUGUUUCUUUUUUGCGUCAUUCAUUCUCUUUGGAUUUUGGAUCCAUAUUAAGGCUUCAAGACGGACGGGGUGGUGGAACAUCGCGGUAAAAACAGGGGCAAUAUGAGAGAGCGGGACUUCAUGCCCAAUAUGGAGAGGGGCAAACCCGCUACUUACACGGGGGACAAAAAGGCUAAGAUGGCUGCUAAGACCAAUAAGAAAUGGGUGAGACUAGCCACUGUGUUUGCAUAUGUGUUGUCUGUGUCCUUAGCAGCCAUAAUUCUAGCCAUUUAUUACAGCUUGAUAUGGAAGCCCACCAGCUCGUCCUCCUCUGGGGGUAAGCCUGGGAUAUCGGGGGUCACCACCACCUUCCCCACCACCUCCAGCGCAAACAUCUCCUCUAAUAUCUCCACGAGCAAAAACGUCACAGAGGUGAACUCUACACAGACAGAGCUUUUAUAUCUCAAUGACACACAGCAGCGGUCGCUGUCUCAGAGCCACACGUUUCAGUGGGACAGCAGAGGGGAGGGCGCAACGGGUGGCUCACCGGACGCCGGUCGAGCGGAAAGCCCGCACUCGGCUCAGGACGUGGACGGUCUCUACACGACCCCCCGAGCUGCUGCUGCUGCUGCUGCUGCUGCUGCGGCGGACAAAUCAGACUCGUCUCUGGGCAGAGAAAGACAUAAAUCACAGCCUCUGUACAGCUCGCCGACGGACGCCAUGUUCGACGAGGGGGACGAGAGGGAUGUUGAUGGUGCGAAUAGCAAACGUAAUGCUGAGCAGGGGACCGAGAAUGCUGCAGCUGCUCGCACCGUUUCUCCGGUCAAGGCCGCCUCCACGACCAAGCGUCCUGUCCUGCGUGGAGGAGAGUGAUGAGGCCUCCACGGCUACCCACACACACACACACACACACACACACACACACACACACACACCACACACACACACACACACACACACA